AUGAAUCUGAACGGUUUUCUUCUGGUUUCUAUAAGUUUACCAGUUCUGCAAUUCUAUAAGUUCAUCAGUUUACCACUUCUUCUGGAGGAACUAAAAUCUGUUGAAUGCCUCCAACCUGCUUCCCGAUGCUGCAAAGAGAUUGCUGAUUUUGUGACUGCGAAUCCAGAUCCAUUAAUACCAACAAAUCGAAAGAAACGACGAUCCUGUCUCUUUUGGAAAUGGCUCUGGUACCAUCUUCUCUUUACUUUUCAUUUCUUGUUUACCAUUUUCAAGAGAAAUGCUGCUCUACUAUUAAGAUAAAAUUGCUUCAAACAAAGAAAUUGUUAGCACUAUUGAACUGAGAACAACUUCCCAGGAAAUGUAAAAUAUGUUGUGCUAAAAGAUCAUGAAGCAUUUGAAUUACAUUUUGUGCUUGGUUCCUAAAAUAACAAGUUAACCUUCACAUUUGAUUAGCAGUAUCUUUGUCCUCUUCUUUUCCCUCUGUAAUGCAAUAUCAAUCAAUUAGACAUAAUGCCCAAACUUCCUAAUAUGACAUAAGAUUGUUUGUGGUACAGUGGAAUGCCUGUUUUUGUUUGUCAUCGAUUUGCUGUUGCUGCUGUUGUGAUGGGUGCUCUCUUCACCUAGAAAUGCCACGCUGCUCCUGCUGCGGUUUAUGCAGCGGUAAAUGCUGUGGUUUAUGCAAGGAUUCAUGCUGCAGUCCAUGUAACUGUAAUUCGUGUUUCAGUUGCCCUUGACUACCAAAGUGGCAAUUCCUGCUCAACAUUUUCCCCAGAUAUACAACAAAAAUAGCUACAACCAAAAAUUUGAAGGGAAAGGAAUCAGUUUCCCAUAUCAAAAAAGUUCAUGCAAUCGAGCUUGGCAAGUUAUCUGCCGUUUCAUUAACUUCCUUGUAGCUAGAUAAGUCAUUGAGUUGUCCCAGCCAGUGUCACAGAAUAGGCUCUUUGCAGAUUAACUAAGCUGGAAUAAGAAGACCCUUGAACAAACCCCAGACUUCAGCUUUCAUGAUUGUACCAAGAGCAA
Rosa rugosa (rugosa rose) is the source of this 1020-nucleotide messenger RNA. RefSeq names its product guanine nucleotide-binding protein subunit gamma 4-like. The record is from RefSeq and is a predicted model, not a curated record. The coding region runs from base 1 to 300 and encodes 99 amino acids. NCBI's taxonomy places the organism in Eukaryota, Viridiplantae, Streptophyta, Magnoliopsida, Rosales, Rosaceae. The transcript has 5 exons.